GCCCUCCGUUCAUCAUGUUGGCUAAGAUGACUGUGGGGAGGAUGGAGCCCCAGCCGGACUCCACGAUCACCACACCCAGGAUCUCCCCUUUACUCUUCUCCAGCUGCAGCUGUGGAGACGGAAGCAGAUGGCUGCUUUUCCUGAGCCUCAUUCUGCUGGUGAGAUCUGUUUCUGUCAUACACUCAAAAAUAUGCAUAUGCAUGCCAAUUGCACACUCCCUCAAAUCUUGCCACAUCUGUGGCAUUGUGCUGUAUGAUAAAACUGCACCUUUCAGAGUGGCCUUUUAUUGUGGGCAGUCGAAGGCACACCUGUGCACUAAUCAUGGUGUCUAAUCAGGAUCUUGAUAUGGCACACCUGUGAGGUGGGAUGGAUUAUCUCAGCAGAGGAAAAGUGCUCACUAUCACAGAUUUAGACAGAUUUGUGAACAAUAUUUGAGAGAAAUGGUGAUAUUGUGUAUGUGGAAAAAGUUUUAGAUCUUUGAGUUCAUCUCAAAAAAUGGGAGAAAAAACAAAAGUGUUGCAUUUAUAUUUUUGUUUUGUGUAUGUAUACAUACUUAAUACUAUAUACUAUAUCACAAACAGGCUUGGUCUUAGGAAAUCCUUGCAUUUGUUGGGUUUUCCAUGCAUAACUUUGUACGCUUAAUUUCAAUUGCUAAAUUAGUCAGGUAAAUUCCCAUAAUUAAUAAUACUGUAGGGUCUUAACCUUACUGUUUGAUAUAGAAGAGGGUAAAUUAGUUUGUAGGAUAUUAAUCAGGUAAAUUACAACAUAUUUAUCACUCUAGGGUCUUAACCUUAUUAUUUAAACUUGACAGAUAACUCUGCAACACCAACCCUGUUUCUAUACUGAAAAGUACUUUGGCUGUUGUUUUAAAUGUGCUAUAUAAAUAACAGUGACUUGACUUGAAUUUCUAUAUCAACAACAUGUCAGUGUAUUGUAUUCUGCUAUUCUGUGUAUUAAAACUGGUCAAAGACUAAUCAUAUAUCUCCGAAAAUUAGGAAUUAUGCAGUCUGGUGAUCUGGAACAGGAAUGUCACUUCUGCAAAUUGGAAAUAGAGCUCAGGAACACCCUUACUAACAUCAGCAAUGUAAAAAAACAAAAAAAACCACUAUAUUCAGUCAAAAGCACAACAUAACAGGUGACAGUUAUCGCGAGGGAAAAGCCUUCUCAUGUGCAGCUUUACAAAACACUAAACAGCCUCUAAUGCUUUCUUUACUAACUUCAUGUCACUGUGAGUAAGGAAUGUAAACGUACCUUAGCUUGUAGAUGCUAAGUUCAUUCAGAAACCGUGUAUCCUCUCUUGGCCCCUCUUUAUCAACAUCUAAAAAGGUAAAACAUAUUGAAAAAACGCUAAAUGUUUUAAUUUAUAACGUUUGCUGUGGUAAUAAUGUAAAUAACGACAGAUAAGCUGGUUUCUUACUAGCAGUUUGUGUCGCAUUUGACUUUAAACGUCUUAAGUUAGCUAAUCAUCCAAAUAGUGGCUUUGGUAGGUAAAAGUUGUUUUAGAUGGCGCUGGUUCUCAUUUUACGUGGUUAUGUUUUCGGCAGGCCGAUUUAAACAGCGUAUGGACACACAGCAAUACGUGUACGGCCACAAAAAACACCCUUCUAUUAGCUAGCAGCAGGCCUGAGCUGUUUGAGUCAUCCUCGUCUCCGGAUUAUAAUAUUUCCGACCGUUUAUGACAGCACCAAAACGCAGCAGAGCCAUUUGAGCGCCAAACUACAGAGCUGUUAGCAUAAAGUAGCUAGUAGCUGCAGUUGGUCAGAGGUUUCUAUAGCUUUUAUCUUUUGAAGGGAAGAAGUACUAAGAAAUAACAUAUUCAACGUCAUAGUUACUAGCUGAAAGUAGCUAACAUCUCCUUGUAAACAGACUGGACUUAGUGCUAUGUUUCGGGGUAAGACUGCCUGGUUUUCAAGCAGCGUGCCACAAACAUGUCACAACUUUUGGAUAUUGGAGGGUGGCACUGUUGUUAGUUGGAGGGCAGCAGAUUACCUUUUCAGUGAGGAUGCUACAUGUCCAGAUACUCUCAGGAUAUUUGACAGCAAAGAUUACCUCUGGAACAAGGUGAUGGUUUUUCACAGUUUGUUUCUGUCUGUCUGUGAGAGGCGGCAGAGUGUGAAGUCUGUGAGCAUUGGUCAUUAUGUGCUGCCUCCAGCCUCCGUGCAGGACGAGGUGAGGAAUGUGGUUGGGAGGUUGAUUUGGGAGUAUGAAGAUGAACAGUCAGAAGCACAGGGCUCCCAGAAGAGUUCUAGUCUCUUGACAGAAGAGGACUACAGUGAAGAAAUCAGCAGAAGCAACUCUGAACCAUCUGAGACCGACUCAACAGAAAGUGAGGGUCCUCUAUGUAAUCAUUUGGGAAACUGUCCAGAUAGUAGCAUGUUAACAGGCUAUGUCAGCAUGGACAACCUGCAGAAAUAUCGAGGUGAACUGUGUGAUUUCCAACCGGAGUUUGUCCAGUGCUGCAAAUGUAAAGCGAACAUAUACAUAACUAAAGCAUGUUAACGCUUGCUGUGCUGCUCACAUUUGCAUAUUGUAGAUAAUGUACUGACAAAAAAAUGAGUUAUGUUUAUUAUGUUUACAUUUCCUUUCUGCACGUCUUUUGUAUAAAUGUACACUCACAUUAAAACACAGCUAAUGCUCAUAUCGUAUUGUAAUGUUGUCCUUAUUAAUUCAUUGUUUCUGAUAAAUACAGAAUUUUAUCCCCUUGA
Molecule: messenger RNA, 2705 nt
Organism: Acanthochromis polyacanthus (spiny chromis)
Lineage: Eukaryota; Metazoa; Chordata; Actinopteri; Pomacentridae
Product: telomere repeats-binding bouquet formation protein 2-like
Exons: 8
Coding region: 1882-2499 (205 amino acids)
Biological process (GO): homologous chromosome pairing at meiosis; meiotic attachment of telomere to nuclear envelope
Cellular component (GO): nuclear inner membrane
Source: RefSeq, a predicted model, not a curated record